Fraxinus pennsylvanica is the source of this 1113-nucleotide messenger RNA. The record is from the annotation of a GenBank genome assembly. NCBI's taxonomy places the organism in Eukaryota, Viridiplantae, Streptophyta, Magnoliopsida, Lamiales, Oleaceae.
AUGGAUCCUCUCUUUCUUCUUGCAAUCCUCUCACUUAUCUCUCUACGCUCACAGGUGGCUUAUGGAGACCCUUCUGUUGUCUUUCUUGAUAGCCCAACUCGCAAUUAUCUUCGUCCGCCAUCAGCUGAGACUGAUUCACUUACACUCUCAGAAGUUGGUGCUGCUGCAUCGGUGUUGCUUGGCUUUCCACCCCCUUCUACACUUUCAGCUGCUAGUUCAUCAAAGUUGAAUGAGGUGCUUAUGCCUAAUCCAUUUGAUAGGCCUCAUUCUGUUUUCAUGAUUGAAGUUACAGGAGUUGAAGAUUCUCUACUUAUGGUUGGCUCCGAGAAAUCUGCAUUUAGUAGUUCUCUUAGGGUCAAGGUCUUGGGAAGUGAAGACAAAGUGGACAUUCAACUGUCAGAUGAAAAUGAAGUGUCCUUGAUCUCUUUGACUGAACAAUCACGCCAUGCUGAACACUCAGAUAAAGAACUAAGUGAUUUUGCAUCCUGGUUGGGUGGAUCAUACGUUGAAGACGCGACAGGACCACUGAAUGGAGAGUUGACAUUCCCCAUUGCAAAUGGUGCUCUUCUCAGACUCCGUAUGUCUGAGAAAGCUGACAGAGAAUUCACAACUAGUCUUAUGCUUCUCAUUAAUAAUAUUCAACGGGCUAUGGAGAUGCAUAAAGGAUUGUCUGAAAGUAGGCACAGGCCAGCAGAGCUAAUCACUGGAAGAUUUGAUGGGAUUAAGGUUCUAAAAGACCAUUAUGGAACAGAAGGAGUUUCUCAAGAUGGAUUGGAAUUAUUUGUUAGCUCUGUUUCAAGAAUAUAUGAUUCCUUACAGGCAGCAUACAAAGGCCAACUAGUUGGAGUCAUUGUCUGUGGUGGACCACAUGCCCCAGCAUCGGAGAAUAUGUUAAAUGUGAUGGUUGCUUCUCGACCAUCUGCACGUUGGUUGGAGGAAAAUGAAGCCUCGGCUGCUUUUAUCAAAAUUGCAGAAGUGGCGCUGGUUAGAAAGACACUUGCUUGGAUAACAGGAAUUAUUCUUCUAAUUUCUACUCUUCUGGGGAUCUACUUUCUUUUGAAUAUGCCUCUGACCAAGGACACACUGCUCUAUUCUAAUGUCAAGCUCGACUAG